CUUAACAAGAAGAAUGUCAUUUGCUUUUAUAGGUUAGCUAAUAUUUGUGUUAUCUCACAAAACUAGUCUACUAUUUUACUAGUACUCUACAUUCUGACAUCAAUGAUGAGCAACAAAUCAUCGUGUGACAAUUUUGUCACCAAGACGUCAACUUAUCCAAAAACUAAUACGAGUUCUCGAGCGUUACCAUCGUUAACCCAUGACAAGCCCAAAUUGAAAGUGGGAUGUUGUCCAAAUGACUAUUCAAUAUGGACAGUGCAAUCACUCAUCAACCGCUUCAAUACCCCAGAACAAGAGGGAGGCGAUAGCAAAGGGGGAACGACAGGCUACCUUCAGCAAAACAAACCCAAACGACAUGUUUCAACACGGGAAACAUUAAAAAACCAGUGUGAUCCUCCAGAGGAGACUUUAGAAAAACCUCGAUUAAAAAGAUCCCUCGAAAAUAUUGAAGUUAGCGAGGUUACAUGUGUGGAAAGAAGCGUGGAAGAAAAUGCCCCGCCGCUCGAAAUCGUCGAUAAAGUCUUGCUUGGUGCAAAUGGAUCAGUCGAUGAGGUGAAUGUUAUCCCCAGCCAGCAAGAAAAAGCUAAUGAAUCGUAUAGAAUUGAUAGUGAUCACGGGAGUAUUAACAACAUGAUAAAGCAUCCUAAUCCUGAAAUAUCUGGAAAAUGUGAUAAAGAUGCAGAAGAGUCCGAUAAAGAAGUGAACGGCAGAUUCAACACUUCAUCUACUUUCUCAAUAGAAAUUAAAAUAUCAGAUGAGAAUUUUAUUGCUGUUGAAAAUGCGGAGGUUGACGGCAAUAAAGACUCAAAACAGGUCGAUGCUAUGACCACACCAGUAAAUGCAUCAUUAUCUUCCAAAAUAUUGCACGAACCAACUGUUUCCGGCUUCGAUAAAUCAAAUUCAGAAUUAAAAGACCUGCUUGAAGAAGAUCUGGUAACAAUUUUAAUUUGCUAUUCUACUUUUUUACGCUACAAACUAACAUAUUCUGCAUGGACUUUGUUUCAGCUGUUCGACAUUGAUAAGCAUGGCAUCUUGUCAACGCCAAUGCCGGCAUUUAUCACGCGUUCGGGGGACGUUUUUUCAGUUAAGGACGGAAUAUCGGUGAAUUGUAAUCAUGAAGAGAUUUGUCCAAUCACGUCGCAAUUCACGGAUACUUUGGAAGGACUCGAAGCAACAAACACUGCAAAAAUACGAAAUGGAUUUGACGACCAGAAAAAUGCGAUAGUUUCAAAAUCCGAAAACUGUUUGAAUCGGUCUCAACCGCCACCUGACAUCGAAGGAAAGUUUGGUUCUUCACUACGAACCCGUGAUUCUUUUGGGAAUGAUUCGAUGUUUACUUCCAACUGGAAUGUUGCUUGUAACAUAAACAGAUCACGCCUGGGAUGUAAAUCUGCCUCCAGUGCUUCUCUUGUGGAGGUUGUACCUUUCCAGAUGAAAAACACCACGAAUAAUACAUAUGAUAUUAUUUGUCAAAUGAGUCGACUGGAGCGAACGAAACUUUUCAUUAAAAUGGAAAUAGAGACUGAAAAUGCUUUGCGUAAUAAAGAGCAAGAAAAAGAAAAUUUGCUUCAAAAAAUGAGGGAAAAAGAAUCAAAAAAGUAUAAUUUGCUUCAAAAAAUCAGAAAAUUCUUUGUUCCAAAAUGCUGUCGUUUCGGUAAAUCUGACAACUUACAUCGACUUGAGGAGACACUUAUGGAUAUCCAAGAAAAACUUGAAUGUUUGCAUGAAUUGUUACCAUUAUAUAGGAUCUGCCUCAACAAACUUGAAGAGGAAAUAUGCGAAAAACAAAAUAAGCAUUACAGUGGCGAUUAUUUUCCUAUAUCACUCUGUGGUUUUUAGGAUUUAAACUUUCUUAACUGUUCUGAAUAUACUUAU
Molecule: messenger RNA, 1875 nt
Organism: Styela clava
Lineage: Eukaryota; Metazoa; Chordata; Ascidiacea; Stolidobranchia; Styelidae
Source: RefSeq, a predicted model, not a curated record